This is a messenger RNA of Fonsecaea monophora, 444 nucleotides long. RefSeq lists its product as hypothetical. Bases 1 to 444 code for a protein of 147 amino acids. The record is from RefSeq and is a predicted model, not a curated record. The transcript has a single exon. Lineage: Eukaryota; Fungi; Ascomycota; Eurotiomycetes; Chaetothyriales; Herpotrichiellaceae.
AUGUGGUUCUUCAAAAAGCUUCUCCCAGCACUGCUCCUCGUCCCAGCUUUGGGUCUCGCGUCACCCUUACCAAACCCGGUGGCAGCGCCCCAGUCUUCGGAAGACACGGACCAGAUCACCUGCUUUGAGUAUGGGAGCGGAUUGGUCACCGCCCAACAAGCCACCGACCUCGUCAACGAGUUUAACCGCAUUGUCUGCCAAUCCAACCCGAACGCACCCAUCUCGCUCAACCCCUUAGAGGGAGUGUCAGUCGAUGACCCAUCGGGAACAAUCAUCUUCCAGAAUACCUUGAAUACGGUCGCCACACCACCCAGUUGUGGUGAAGUGGUCAGUGACUUCCAGAAGCUGUUGGAUCAGUGUUUCACUGGGAGGGGCAGCUAUGGUGGUGUCUUAAUCGAGACUGCUGGCGGGGGAAGGACCUCGUACGUUAUCAAGUCGCCAUGA